This is a messenger RNA of Sporothrix brasiliensis 5110, 1698 nucleotides long. RefSeq lists its product as uncharacterized. The record is from RefSeq and is a predicted model, not a curated record. Bases 1 to 1698 code for a protein of 565 amino acids. The transcript has a single exon. Lineage: Eukaryota; Fungi; Ascomycota; Sordariomycetes; Ophiostomatales; Ophiostomataceae.
AUGGACCGCGAUAGGGAUCAUGACCGUGAACGUGAACGUCAGCGCGAACGGAAUCGGGACCACGACCGGGAUCGAGACCGUGGCCGAGAACGAGACAAGGAGAAGGAGAGAGGUCGCACCGACGCCGGCCGCCGUUCGUCACUCUCGCCACCUGUACCCAAGACCAACGGGCAUAAAGCCCACACAAAUCGGAACCGCGACCGGUCGCGGUCUCCCGACGACGGUAGUGGGCCAGUAUCGGCGCUGCCGCCUAUCCUUUCCCCACUCCAUUUCAACCCCGAACGCGGUUCUAGCUCGACGAAACAGCCCCGUUCCAGCGAGUCUAAAGGCCCUGGCAUAGCAGACUCCAGCAAAAGAGAUGAGUCGCCGUUACGCAUACCACCUCUUCUUUCCCCCACACUGCCUGCCAUAGUUGAGCAGGAACUGUCUCGUUUGAAGAAUGUACCGAAGGACAGCGAGCCAAAAUCAAAGUCGAGCCACGAGUCAGGCCAUGCACCAUCUGCAGGAAAGAAACCUUUCCGGCCUGUCACGGAUACCGACAUGGGUGACGCCCCUCUCAAAGAGGUGUCGCACAAGGAAAGCCACCAGACAAAGGACGAUUCGCACAAAGAGGCAAAGGAGUCCUCUUCACAGUCUUCGUCCUCUAAGCGGUCUCUUAUCGUUGUCUUGAAAUACAAGAAAAAGAACGUUAAGAGGGUGCUCCGCUUACUUGCCCUUCAACAGACACCGUUGAAGGCGCCACUGAAACAGACCGAGCGGUCUGUCAGUCUCGAAAACACACCAUCUCCGGCUCAAAUCACAAAGAAGCGGCCUGCGCCGUCUGACAAUUCCACAAACGAGCCACUGCCACCCUUAUCAGCUACGUCGUCUUCCUUCAAACACCCAAAGACAGUCGCAGAAAAGAGUGUCUCUGCCUCGCGGACGCCUGUCGGACCCGCCACGCCCGUUAAAUCCACGCCCAUGGCUCGUGUGACAUCCAAUACCUCGCAGGUUCUCACCCCCGGUGACUCGAGCUACACGCCGCGUUCGAGCGAGCGGCCGCCGACGAGCCAGAGCGACCAUACGAGCAACGUCACCGUUUCUGACUAUCGCCGCCGUUAUGAUACGUACGUCAAGCUGGGGACGAAGCUAAAGCACGACCGCGACGCCAUUGUGAAGAGCAGGAUGCCAAAUGGGUCGACAAAGCCCGACGGCUCGUCUAAUCCAACGCUCAACUUGACGCUGGCCGAAAAGAAGCUCGUCGCUGUGCUUAGUCUAGAAAUGGUUAUGUCGUAUCUCAUUGCCUUCAAGUCUCUCAACCAGGGACGGUAUCUGGAGCGGAAGCCAGGCGACGUGACGGUGUGGGAGCGGCUCAUGCCGCACUUUGCCGAAUUGCGGAGCCAUGCCCGUCAUUUCCGCCCUCUGGAAGCCAUGACUGUACAGCUGCGCGCGAUUUGCUUUGAGCAGAUGAUGGCGUCGUUUGUUGGCCACGACGCCGAGUCCGUUGCGUCCAAGCUGAUGGUGGCCACCAAGCAACGAAUCGACGCGUGGACUGAGGUGGCCAACUGCGUGGAUGCGGUUAACGACAGCGCCCUCAAAGUAGUCGUGGGUCCGUGGCUGAGUGUCGAAGAUACGGUCCGUACCAUGCUGCCGACCGUUCGGCGCUGGAACGAGCGAGAAAAUGCAGGCUGGGAACAGGAACUCCAGCCCCCGAAAUAG